Molecule: messenger RNA, 1006 nt
Organism: Papaver somniferum (opium poppy)
Lineage: Eukaryota; Viridiplantae; Streptophyta; Magnoliopsida; Ranunculales; Papaveraceae
Exons: 2
Coding region: 51-758 (235 amino acids)
Molecular function (GO): S-adenosylmethionine-dependent methyltransferase activity
Source: RefSeq, a predicted model, not a curated record
GUGUGUGAUCAAAGAGAAAAUUUCCUCAGUGUUUCGGCAUCAGAAAACAAAUGGAAAAACACAUAAAAAUCCUGUUAAACAGGCUAUCAUGCGCCUCAAUUACCAUAGCCACAUUAACCCUAAUUCUACUAAUAACCAAAACCCCUGAAACAUGCCUUUCAUCCUCAUCAAAAUCCUCCUCCAAUUCCAUAAUAAAAUUCCCCAAAUCAUCUUGUGAUUACACGCACCGUGAAUUAGUCUCAAUCGAUAAGAAAAACAAACGUAUCUGGUCAACUAACGAUUGGGUGAAAAAGGUCAAAUCACUAACAGAACUAUUCCAUGAGAUUCAGAAUCAAGUGGGGUUGAGGCUUCUCAAUAACUAUACAAAAGCAUUGUGUGUAUCUGCUGGUGCUGGACAUGAAGUUAUGGCUUUGAAUCAAUUAGGUGUAAUUGAUGUAACAGGUGUCGAACUCAUUGAAUCUCCACCCUUGGUCAGUAGAGCUGAUCCUCAUAAUUUACCAUUUUUCGAUGGAGUUUUUGAUUUUGGGUUUACUGCUCAUUUAACUGAAGCGUUGUUUCCGUACCGAUUUAUCUAUGAAUUGGAAAGAACGAUUAGAUCUGGUGGGGUUGUUGUGGUGGUUGUUGAAGAAUGUAAUGCUGAUGAGUUGGGGGAAAUUAAGAGUUUGUUUAAUAGAUGUCAUUUUGUUAGCGCUCGUAAUGUUACUUUGGCUGGAUUGAGAAUGACUCAAGUUAUAAUGCGGAAUCGGGUUCCACCUUAAAUAUGGAAGGGAGAAAAUUAGGUUUUUGAUUUUGCGUUUCUGUUGGUUCCAAUGAUGUUAUUUCCUCUCAUAUUGAUGAAGCGCCCAUCAGCGUCGCUCUAACAUUGGAUGAGGCAUAUGGUCUAACUCUAUGGCUGAAAUCAUGGCAAUCAUAUUUUGCUUAGACUGGGCUGUCCUUCAAGGAUGGCAUACAUUGUGGAUUGAAUCAGAUUCCUAUUCAGCUGUUAAAACUCGAGUAAGGAUCAUGC